CUCUGCAGGGUGCUCAGUAGUAGUUGCUUUUUCAGAGAAUUUCAGGCUUUAAUUGAUGCCCCAAGAUGUUUGCAAAAGCCACAAAGAAUUUUGUGAGAGAAAUUGACAGUGGAGGUGACCUGAUCCCUGUCUCCCACUUGAACGCCUCAGACAAGCUACAGCUUUUGAGCUUAGUUACAAAGAGGAGGAAAUUCUGGUGCUGGCAGAAGCCCAAGUAUCAUUUCUUGACAGUCACCCUGAGUGAUGUGCUUACUGAAGACAAACCGAUAAAACCAGUGAUUGUGGAGUCUGACUUUGCAAAAUAUAUGGGGAAGUUUGAAGAUUUUGUUCAAGGAAGUAUUGAAGCAUCAUUUGUAAAGAUCAGCCUGGGAGCUGGAGGGAAGGGCUAUGUGGAAAACCAAUCCUCAUUUGGAAACCUGAGGAAGCAGGAGAUUGACUUGCAGCAGCUUAUGAAAGAUGUGAAGGACAGAACAAUAAAUCUAAACAGUAGUUUACUGCAACAAGUAAUGGAAAGAAAACGUGAAGUGCUGUGCAUCUUGAGAGAAAAGAUAAUAACAACUCAGAAGUGUACAAUAUCUGAACAUAUCCAGACAGAAGAAAAAGUCAGUGGUGUGAUGGGAUGCACUACGAAAACAGUAAAGGUUUCGGUAAGUGAAAAUGGAAGUAUGAUGAAGGAUUCUAGUGUGAUCCUUGAAAUUCCACCUGCAACUACUAUUGCCUAUGGUGUAAUCGAACUGUUUAUAAAGCACAGUGGCCAGUUUGAGUUCUGUCUGCUAGAUGAACAGCAAGGAGGUUUUGAAAAAGAAAGCACAGAAGGCUCAACUUAUCCCCAUUCAACUCUAUUCAGAGAUACUUCAUUUCUCUAUCAGCCAGAUGCUGUUGAUAAUGAGACCUACUCUGGGGCUAGAAACCUCAUUCCCAGUGAUGCUUCUUUAAGUGUAUUGAAACAAGGUCUGUCACAGUUGAAGACUCAGUUCCAGCCCUUUGUGAGGCUUACAGAAGACAAGCAAAGAGCUCUAUAUAAAACCCUUAGUGAACUCCUGCUCCAUGAAGAAACGGUGGCUGCCCUGGGGGACGUGCUUGAUGAUAUCUGCAUGGGAGACAAACCAGACCUAAAGGAGUUAAAACUUGCAGAGCAAAGAGACCUGGUUGACUUCUUGCAGCUCUUAGGGUGCAGCUUACAGGGUGAGCUGUUGUUGCAGAAAUAUCAGCCUCAGGAUGAAGAACUUUUCUCAGCUGCUCACCUUCUCAUCAGUGCUAUCUCUGAGCUGUCUGAUUACACUCUUGCCUUGCUGCGUGCCUGCUGUGAUCUCCAGGUUGUUCCAGCUUUGUGUUGUUUGCCUAACGUUGCUUCAGCCGAUGGCACUGUGGCGGUGAGCAGUCCUUUGGUGGCCACUCUCACUGACAGAGGAAGAUUUGAUGUCGUGCAAAGGCUGUUUGCUUCAUCAAACAUUCAUUUGGAAAUGACAGAGUCUUCUGUAAAAGCUGUAACUACGAAAGAACCUGGAUUCUUCCCACUUGUUCUUUAUGUUGCACUGUAUGGAUUUCAUGCUUUAGGUGGGAAUGUAUAA
Messenger RNA from Acanthisitta chloris (rifleman), 1571 nucleotides. It is a transcript of the gene GSDME, whose product is annotated as deafness, autosomal dominant 5. Gene Ontology annotation, biological process: programmed cell death. Bases 66 to 1571 code for a protein of 501 amino acids. Gene Ontology annotation, cellular component: cytoplasm. NCBI's taxonomy places the organism in Eukaryota, Metazoa, Chordata, Aves, Passeriformes, Acanthisittidae. The transcript has 10 exons. The record is from RefSeq and is a predicted model, not a curated record.